AUGGACGCUCCUCUGAACCUGACGGCUAGCGAGGUGAACCACCGCAGUGCCCUCAUCUCCUGGCAACCGCCGAUCGCAGACAUCGACAACUACAUGCUCACAUACAAAUCAGCGGAUGGCAACAGAAAGGUAAGUAGAAUACGGUAGGGCUUAUCUAACUUUUUCAACAAGAGUUUCUAUCACUCUCACACAGACACACACUGAACUGUUACUGUAUAAUCAAGCCAAAGAGGCUCACAUGAGGAAUUGAGAUGUAGGGCUGUGACAGUCAUGGAAUUUUGAUGACGGUAAUUGACCAGCCAAAUGACCAUGGUCACCGUAAUAUAUAUAUAUAUAUAUAUAUAUAUAUAUAUAUAUUUUUUUUUUAAAACAGUUGAACAUUUUACAUUUCAGCUAGGAGCAAUAACUGCACAAAUUCCCGGCUGUCCCUGUUUGUUCCACCCAAAACAUUUUUGACUAUUAUUUUAUUUUCAUGAGGGUUUUCAUCCAUAACUGUCAACGGUUAUACUGUAAUUGUACCAGCCCUAUUGAUAUGAGCCAUAAGUGUUAUGUGUAGUGUUUUCAAGCUGCCAAAAUACUUGCCUGGUCCCGGAUCUGUCUGUGCUCUUGUCUUCUCCAUUGCUGUCAUUGUCAAGCCAAACAUUGGAAUGAAUGAGUGACAAGGAGUUGGCAUCAUAGCACAAACAGCCAAGCUGCCAAAACACUGCCUUAUCUUUGUCUAUGAAUUUCCAAUCAAAAUCACACACUGUAGGCCUCCAUAGUGUAUCAUCAAGCCAAACGUGCUCACAGGAGAUAUGAUUGAUAAUAUAUGAGCCGUAAUGUGAGUGUUACCGGUAGCGUACAUCCUGUAUCGCCCAGACAAAUUGCCUCAAAGACCCAUUCAGCUCUACUCCACUGUGGAUGCCCAGGCAAUAGAGCUGUUUAGAUCUUUUAAUUUGCCUCCUGGAACAUUUUUCAUUUUAAUAAAAUUAUUUUAUGGAGCUGGGUAAUAAUAAUAAAGUAGAUUAACCGGACUAUCCUGAUGCAAUACCUCUAUUAAUAAUGACUCACCAGGAACAAUUCCCCUGAUAUUCUACAGCAGAUAUCUCUCUCAACUAAUUACAUCAUACAGACAGAGCCCAAGUAUGCGUCCCAAAAAGCACCCUAUUCCCCCUAUAGCUCUGGUCAAAUGUAGUGCACUAUAAAGGGAAUAGGGUGCCAUUUGGGACAAAGUCACAAAAAGAGCUCAAGACUGUACUGUCCUCACUGUCUUCGUCUUUUCUAUAUAUAUCAACACGCAUGCAUGCACACACACACACACUCUCACAUACACACACACACACACACACACACACACAUUCACACACACUCACACACACACACACGUCUGUUAAGAUGCAUGCCUUUAACUAUAUUGACCUUGUGUGUUUUUGGUGAUUGUGUUUGGCCAGUGGGUGUCAGUCAUGCACAGAGGAUUUGGUUUUAGUCACAGACUGUGUUGUUUUACUCUGUUUGAGCUCAUUUCAGUCUCCAUGAAUUAUUCCCAACCUUUUUUCUCUGUUAAUAUAAUGUUCAUAUUCACCACAGUAAUCUGUUUUAGUUUGAUUAUAAAUCAUAUGUUGACCUUCCAGAUUAGAGCAAUACUAGAUUAUAUACAGUAAUUAGGCAACAUGCAAUCUAUUGUAAAUUAUUCCUUGUACAUGAUCAACAAUUCCAUACAUGGAAAUAUUUUAUCCUAAUAGUAAAAUAAUAAUCUUUUUUUUUAAACGACAGUGAAUCAGUGUAAGGUCCAUUGUGAGAGAAACAUCAAUUAAAGAGUGGCUUUAACUGCAUAAUUCAUCCAACAUAUUGCCUUAAAAUGUGUGACUUUUUUCAAAAUGGCUGAAUAUUUCAUCCAGUUCUUCAUAGAUAUUUCAUGUGGCUCAAAGCCCCAUUAAAUUCACAGUUCACUCUGCUGUCACGGCCAGCUCCUAGAGAGCUCAUCACAGAGAUCUCUUUUUCAGAUCUCUGAGAGAAACACGAUGCCAUCAGAAGAUCCGCUUGAUAAAAGUUGGUUUGUCAAAAGCAACGAAAGGGAAUUGAACCAUCUUGAGUUUUAGACAGAAAUUAAAAAAAAUCUUCUUCCUGGCAGCUCCUUAUAGCACCAGUGUCUGAUAAGAUCCUUUCCUCUCCUCUAUCUGUGGUUUAAGUUCUCCUUCUUAUCACUAACAAAAACACAGGACAGAGUUGUACAAGGGCCAACAACACAGAAUAAUGAAUUCAACAUUUAAAUGGGCCUGACAUACAUUUUUCAUUUCUGUAGAUGUGCCUGGGUGCUUUUGUUGUUUGUUGGUAGGAGUUAGAUAGUAUCCCCGCUUUGGGCUACUGUCUGCUGUACAAUUGUUAGGAUUGGAUCUAGCUAAAACGGUUUACUGUACCGUAUCCACUCAUAGUUACGGUUCCCUGAUCUGUGUGUUCUCCCCUCUGUGGUGUGUGUGUGUGUGUGUGUGUGUGUGUGUGUGUGUGUGUGUGUGUGUGUGUGUGUGUGUGUGUGUGUGUGUGUGUGUGUGUGUGUGUGUGUGUGUGUGUGUGUGUGUGUGUGUGUGUGUGUGUGUGUGUGUGUGGUGCUGCUACUACAGGAGCUGAUCCUGGAUGCCGAGGACACAUGGAUCCGUCUGGAGGGCCUGGCAGAGACCACAGAAUACACUGUGAGGUUGCAGGCUGCCAGGGGAUUAGAGACUAGUGGUAUCAUCUCUAUGGCCUUCACAACAGGUAAACACACGCACGCACAUAAGCAAGCAUACAGAUACACACAUACACACACACAUUUACCAUUUAUGCCAAUGUCCACUCCAAUCUCUAUCCAAUGUCCAGGCCCAUAUUCAAUAAGCAUCUCAGAGUAAGAUAGCUGAUCUAGGAUCAGAUCCACCGUCUAUUUAAUCUUAUUCAUUAUGAUCCUAUAUCAGCAGGUCUACUAUGACACGCUUUAUGAAUACGGACCCAGUCCUGGUCAUUCUCCAUUGUGUUGAGCUGAUCUCAUGUGCUCUGUUCUCCUCCUCUCCAGGAAACCGUCUGUUUGCCACCCCCCAGAACUGUGCCCAGCAUCUGCUAAACGGCGAGUCCCUCAAUGGCGUCUACACCAUCUACAUCAACAGAGACGCCAAUCAGGGAGUGCAGGUCUACUGUGAUAUGACCACAGACGAAGGAGGCUGGAUUGUAAGUGUCUCAUAGCAGGAGAUAUACCUUGUAGACAAACACCCAACAACACCCAACAUUUCAGUGCAAAGGGUGCCAUUUGGGACGUGUACUUUAUCAAAAUGUAGGUAGAAUAAAGUGUUGUCACCUGGUCUUCACUCUGUAUCUUUAUCUGUAUCUGUGUUUCAGGUGUUCCAACGUCGUCAGAAUGGCCUGACAGACUUCUCCAGGAAGUGGAAUGACUACAGGGUCGGCUUUGGAAACCUAGAGGAUGAAUUCUGGCUCGGUAAGACUGUUUUCUAGAUGGCUCAUUUCAACCCCAUAACACUUUUUCGGAGGUACUUUAUCUCUCGGGGCUACUUAGCUCUCUAGAGAGGUACCCACACUCCUGGGGUAGAGAAUGUAGUUUGAAUUGCACACUACCUAAAGACAUGCUCCAGUACUUGGCGACCAAGAAAGUAUUUAUUUAAUACUUUGGACUGGAUCUGUCAAUGUGUAGUUCAUACAUGCAUAAGCUAUGAGAAGAAUUACUGUCUCACCACAAUUUGCCACAAAAUCCAUAGUUUGAAAGUGACUUAUCUUGAAGCUGUGCCGCACCAUUUUCCCUGCAUCUUCCCCCAAGUGGGCCAGCCACCUAGCAAUUUGAGUUCUAGCCAAUGAGCUUCAGCCCUUCGCAUUUGAGUGACAGCUAGCAAGAGGCCUGCCAAGCGUUAUCCAAUAAGGAGCCCAAUGGCUCAGUGGACACAGCAGAGAGAGAGAGAGAGAGAGAGAGAGAGAGAGAGAGAGAGAGCAAUGACGUGGUGCACGUAGUACACACUUUUCGGGGACCACUUUUGGCUCGUGAGUACUACUUUCAGAACUACAGGCUGAAAAGUGCAAAAAGUACAGAAUAAUCUCUUUAAAAUAGGAAUAGGAGGCCCUUGUGUUUGUCUUGCAGUCUCUGCUUCUGCUUAUCUCUCCCAUGGCAGGGUUAACAGUUUACUUAAUUUACACAUUACUUUCUAGUAUGUUGUUUCUAGUCUCUCUCGCUCUUUUCUUUAUUUUAUUACUUCACUUCACAAACACUAGUUCUGUGAUUUAUUAAUGGAUGUAUUCAGCUCUCAUUUCUCACUGUAUGGUGAUUGUUUUUCAUAAAUCCUCUGAUUCUGAUACAAAACAAAAGGCUCUCUCCUUUGAUGCACUGUGGAGGAUUUCUGCUAAUCUCAUCAUAAAAGCCAUAGUUAUAUUCAUUAGAAAAGCUGCCAAUGAACAAUGUUUCUUCAUGGGCCAGUUUUCAUGUUAUUGUUUUGGAAAUAGAUAAAAGAUUGUCUCCAUGAAUACUUCAUAGCAGAGAUCCCAACCUUGAGAAAUACUUUUGGUACUUUUAAUUAGAAAAAUACAAUACAGUACACUUUCAGAACCAAAAUCUGUCUGUUUGAUAAAAGGAUCGUUAAUGAAUUUAACCUCUAGAACAUUACAGAAUCUUGAUGACCCUGCAUUUACGUCAGAGCAUUCAUCCAUGCCUCUUUAUAUAUCAGCAAAUGCCACUAAGCUCCUACCCAGGCUGUACCACAUGUACUAGUGACACACAGAUCCUGGUAAACAACUAUGACUCAUGACUCAUUCCUGAUUGGUAAAAGCUUACAGCACUUCUCAUCCAGUAGAUCAGGGUUCCCCAACUGGCGGCCCGCUGGCCAAAUUUGGCCCGCAGGUGGUUUUAUUUACCCCCCCCAUGUUUUUUUAGCAAAUAUUAUUUUUUUAUUUUUUCGUUGUUGGACAUAAAAAUAAAAAUAAAAACCAGUAAAUCAGCUCGAAGUGAUUUUUAUUUGGGAAAUCUGUUCCCAAGUAUUUCCACACAUAGUAAAGAGACACGUGAUCAUAUUAAAAUGUAAGCAACGUUUGAAAUUAUUAUGUUUUACUCUAAUCUGUCUGGGCUUCUUGUGGACAAUUUGCAGUCUACAAAUUAUUUGUAAUUAUGUUCCGGCCCCCCGACCAUCCACAAAAUAAAAAAAUCAGCCCGUGCCUGAAUCUAGUUGAUAUUUCUUCUGACUUUUUUGCCAGGUCCAUCCCAUAUCCCCUGUCUGUCCUUAACAACGCAGUAGGAUGUCACCUCUGGCUCAGGCAAGCACACCCAGUGCUCCUCCUUGUCCAGUCUUAUUCGUAGUCAACAAAGACACCUCCUGCCAUGACAGGGAGCAUUGUAGCCAGCAUCCUGUAUAUUACAAUGUGCUGUGCUGAUCAUGUACCGUUGACACUAACAUGGUAUAGAUCAGUGGAGGCUCCUCAGAGGAGGAAGGGGAGGACCAUCCUCCUCAGUGAAUUUCAUAAAAAUUUAAAUGGUCAAACAUUUAAAACGUUAUCCUUUUUAGAUAAAACUAUACUGAAUAUAAUCACGUCACCAAACAAUUGAUUAAAACACACUAUUUUGCAAAGAAGGUCUACAGUAGCCUCAACAGCACUCUGUAGGGUAGCACCAUGGUGUAGCCAGUGGACAGCUAGCUUCCGUACUCCUCUGGGUAUAUUGACUUCAAUACAAAACCUAGGACCUCGUGGUUCUCACCCCCUUCCAUAGACUUAUACAGUAAUUAUGACAACUUCCGGAGGACGUCCUCUAGCCUAUCAGAGCUCUUGAAGCAUGAACUGACAUGUUGUCCACCCAAUCAAAUGAUCAGAGAAUUAAUCUAGUACUGAAAGCGUAGGCUACAGCUAGCUAGCACUGCAGUGUAUAAAAUGUGGUGAGUAGUUGACUCAAAGAGAGAGAAAGACAAUAGUCGAACAGUUUUGACCAAAUUAAUUUCUUCCAAAAUGAAGGAGAAGCAAGAGAGAAAUAGAGAGAGAGAGAGAGAUUUUGUCUAUUUUUUUCACUUUCAGUUUCACUUACUUAACUAUCAAAUGCUGCUAGCUAGUUUAGCCUACUGAAACACCCUGCAGAGGGAUGAUAUGUUAGCUAGCUGGCUAUGACUAUCCAACACAACACUGGAACUCUUCCAAGUCAAGGUAAGCUUUUGGUAUUACUAAUUUAUUGCCACCGGGACCCACCGGUGUAACUGCUUACUGACUGUACACUAACGUUACUGCAUGAUUGUAGCUGGUUUACUAACGUAUUAGUUCUAUUAGCUAUGCUGACUAUGAUGUUACUUUAGCUAAUAUGGUGACAACAAUAUAGGCUGUGUGUAGCGGUUUGGCUUGGAAAGGUUUUUCGCCUGGUCACAUACAGCUGAUGUGUUGUGCAUUGAAGUCCACAAGCGAAGGGACAAGGUGAGAGGACGAGAGUGCAUAGAAGGAAUACAACAUGGCUGCUAUGAAAGUGAACUGUGUUUAUGCGUGAUCAGGGGUGUAUUCAUUCCGCCGAUUUCUUAAACGGAAGCAAACGGAACAAAACGGGAAUAAACAUACCUGAAUUUGACCAAUAUAAACUCUAGUUUGCUACUGUUGGACUAAUGAUUACACCCUAUAUCAUCUAGAUGCAGGCAAGAGUGUGCAAGGCGGUAUUGAAUGUCACUGUCUGUCCAUGUGUCACUGUCUGUCACCUCAAAUUUGUCUCUCGACCUGUGUGCACCUGCGUUGUAAACUUUCAUUCAUAGGCUAGGUUGUAGCAACCUCACGAUGGGUAUAGGGAAAAUUCAAGUAUCAUGUAGGAGCCUAAACCUAUCGCUGUUACAAUGAACUGGGUGAAUGGAAUACGAAUGAGAGUCAUCCAAUAGCUGUAAUAGAAAUAAGGCUAUGCUCAUGAAAAAAAAUUGUCCUCCCUCAUCUUAAACGGCACUGACCGCCACUGGUAUAGAUAUGACCACGAGAGGAGAAUAGUGGUGCUCUCAGAGGACAGAAUAGUGUAGCUUCAGAUGAUGUAAGCACACAGCACCUGACCUUAUCUACAACAUCCUGCAGUACAUACUGCUGUUGUGAGACACAAUAACAUUUGGUUUAACUACCAUGAUAUGGAAGCACUCUUUCUACUGGGUUUCUUAAGAUUAAGAUUGUGUCACACUGAAGAAACGGGAAUUAGCGGAUGCUAUUAUCAGUAGCCGUUUAAAAAGGCCCAUUUUUAUUACAGCUGCGGCGCUAUCCAUUAAUCUGACUCAUUGACCUGACCCUGGCCAAAUAUAUUGUCCAUUUGAGGUCGUAAUAUAAAGAAAUUGAUGCAGUUGUGCAAUAUGCAAUUAUUAUCGCUCUUUUUAAUUUGCCCCCUCAUUGCUGUGGAAGUGUAGGAGUAAGAUGGGUAAUAAAAUGAUAAGAGAUGUUAAUUUAUGAGAUAUAAUGAGAACAGAAUUCAGCCUCUGAAUGCAUUUUUUAUCCUGCUGGCAAUUUCUAAUGAAAAACUAAGCUAUCCAAGCGAUUAGUAGCGGAUGAUCCUGCAUUCUGCAAUGGCAAAUCUGAGUUCACUCAAUGUUCAACUAAUCUUAUUACAGCAGUUGCUUUUCCCCUGUCACCACGAAGGGCCUUCUUUGUUUUCUAAUGCAGAUUGUAUCUUUUGCUGACAUAUCGAAGCCCAAGCCCAGUUUUUCCCUGGUUCAGCCCAAUGCUUAUCAUCGGAAGCUUGACGUUUUUUCGUAUGGUUUAAAAAACUGCCAUCUGCUAUCAUGUGGCAUCUACAACAUCAUAUGAUUUUCAGCUUGAGGUUAAACAGGAAACAUCCCUGCCAAGUGGGAAGGUUUGUUAUCUUGGGAAAGAUAGGUCUAAUCUCCCUGGUCCUUAUCAUCACAGCCUGGCUAGGCUCUGGGCUGGCCUCAGCAGCAAGGCCAAAUCGGACACAGACUGUUGACAGGAAGAUAUGGACACUUUUCACCAUCUGACCGCUUCCUGUUAUCUCUACAUGUCAUUUCCUGUGUGCAUCAGUUUUUACCAUGUCAAGGUGCAGGUAGAAGUUAAUUUUAGACUUGCGUAAGUGACAGUUAUCAUUUGAAAUGAGCAAUGAUUUUAUAUACUGUCUAUAUAUAUAUAUAUAUACAGUGGGGGAAAAAAGUAUUUAGUCAGCCACCAAUUGUGCAAGUUCUCCCACUUAAAAAGAUGAGAGAGGCCUGUAAUUUUCAUCAUAGGUACACGUCAACUAUGACAGACAAAAUGAGGAUUUUUUUUUCCAGAAAAUCACAUUGUAGGAUUUUUAAUGAAUUUAUUUGCAAAUUAUGGUGGAAAAUAAGUAUUUGGUGAAUAACAAAAGUUUCUCAAUACUUUGUUGUAUACCCUUUGUUGGCAAUGACACAGGUCAAACGUUUUCUGUAAGUCUUCACAAGGUUUUCACACACUGUUGCUGGUAUUUUGGCCCAUUCCUCCAUGCAGAUCUCCUCUAGAGCAGUGAUGUUUUGGGGCUGUCGCUGGGCAACACAGACUUUCAACUCCCUCCAAAGAUUUUCUAUGGGGUUGAGAUCUGGAGACUGGCAAGGCCACUCCAGGACCUUGAAAUGCUUCUUACGAAGCCACUCCUUCGUUGCCCGGGCAGUGUGUUUGGGAUCAUUGUCAUGCUGAAAGACCCAGCCACGUUUCAUCUUCAAUGCCCUUGCUGAUGGAAGGAGGUUUCCACUCAAAAUCUCACGAUACAUGGCCCCAUUCAUUCUUUCCUUUACACGGAUCAGUCGUCCUGGUCCCUUUGCAGAAAAACAGCCCCAAAGCAUGAUGUUUCCACCCCCAUGCUUCACAGUAGGUAUGGUGCUCUUUGGAUGCAACUCAGCAUUCUUUGUCCUCCAAACACGACGAGUUGAGUUUUUACCAAAAAGUUCUAUUUUGGUUUCAUCUGACCAUAUGACAUUCUCCCAAUCCUUUUCUGAAUCAUCCAAAUGCACACUAGCAAACUUCAGACGGGCCUGGACAUGUACUGGCUUAAGCUGGGGGACACGUCUAACACUGCAGGAUUUGAGACCCUGGCGGCGUAGUGUGUUACUGAUGGUAGGCUUUGCUACUUUGGUCCCAGCUCUCUGCAGGUCAUUCACUAGGUCCCCCCGUGUGGUUCUGGGAUUUUUGCUCACCGUUCUUGUGAUCAUUUUGACCCCACGGGGUGAGAUCUUGCGUGGAGCCCCAGAUCGAGGGAGAUUAUCAGUGGUCUUGUAUGUCUUCCAUUUCCUAAUAAUUGCUCCCACAGUUGAUUUCUUCAAACCAAGCUGCUUACCUAUUGCAGAUUCAGUCUUCCCAGCCUGGUGCAGGUCUACAAUUCUGUUUCUGGUGUCCUUUGACAGCUCUUUGGUCUUGGCCAUAGUGGAGUUUGGAGUGUGACUGUUUGAGGUUGUGGACAGGUGUCUUUUAUACUGAUAACAAGUUCAAACCGGUGCCAUUAAUACAGGUAACGAGUGGAGGACAGAGGAGCCUCUUAAAGAAUAAGUUACAGGUCUGUGAGAGCCAGAAAUCUUGCUUGUUUGUAGGUGACCAAAUACUUAUUUUCCACCAUAAUUUGCAAAUAAAUUCAUUAAAAAUCCUACAAUGUGAUUUUCUGGAAUUUUUUUUCUCAAUUUGUCUGUCAUAGUUGACGUGUACCUAUGAUGAAAAUUACAGGCCUCUCUCAUCUUUUUAAGUGGGAGAACUUGCACAAUUGGUGGCUGACUAAAUACUUUUUUCCCCCACUGUAUAUAUAUAUAUAUAUAUAUAUAUAUAUAUAUAUAUAUAUAUAUAUAUUACCAGUCAAACGUUUGGACACACCUACUCAUUCAAGGGUUUUUCUUUACUUUUACUAUUUUUUACAUUGUAGAAUAAUUGUGAAGACAUCAAAACUAUGAAAUAACAUAUAUGGAAUCAUGUAGAAAAAAAAUCAUGUACCCAAAAAAGUGUUAAACAAAUCAAAAUAUAUUUUAUAUUUGAGAUUCUUCAAAUAGCCACCCUUUGCCUUGAUGACAGCUUUGCACACUCUUGGCAUUCUCUCAACAAGGUUCAUGAGGUAGUCACCUAGAAUGCAUUUCAAUUAACAGGUGCGCAUCUUGAAAGUUAAUUUGUGGAAUUUCUUUCCUUCUUAAUGCGUUUGAGCCAAUCAGUUGUGUUGUGACAAGGCAUUAAAUUAUGGCAAGAACAGCUCAAAUAAGCAGAGAAACGACAGACCAUCAUUACUUUAAGACAUGAAGGUCAGUCAAUCCGGAAAAUGUCAAGAACUUUGAAAGUUUCUUCAAGCGCAGUCGCAAAAACCAUCAAGCGUGUGCAAAGCUGUCAUCAAGGCAAAGGGUGGCUACUUUCAAGAAUCUCAAAUAUAAAAUAUAUUUUGAUUUGUUUAACACUUUUUUGGUUACUAAAUUUUUUAUUUUAUUUUUCUACAUGAUUCCAUAGUUUUGAUGUCUUCACUAUUAUUUUACAAUCUAGAAAAUAUUACAAAUAAAGAAAAACCCUUGAAUGAGUAGGUGUGUCCAGACGUUUGACUGGUACUGUAUAUUUACAGCAUUUUUUUGUCUGUAUGUACGUUUGUGUGUUUUUAUUGUCACUUCUUCUUCUUCAGGUUUGGACAACAUACAGAAGCUCUCAGCUCAAGGUCGCUAUGAGCUCCGGAUCGACAUGAAGGAUGGCCAGGAGUCUGUCUACGCCAACUAUGACAAGUUCGCCAUUGGAGACACCAGGAAUCUAUACAAACUCAGGAUAGGAGAGUACAAUGGCACAGCUGGUGAGCGUUUAUGUACACUCUACUCUAUGUGGCGCUGAUUUAAGACCAAUCAACUGAUCUAUUAAACGUGUAUGACCUCUAAUAGCAAAGACAUGCAUACCACUGAACCAUAAAAGCAGUUUUCCUCCAUCUCCUUUAUGGUUUCUUGAAGGAAAUAUACUGUACUUAUUUUAUCUCCCAUCCCUCAACACUUGGCUUCAGCCAAGUAGUAUUAUACGGUUCAGACUGCCAAUUAAUUUUCAUUCCCUGUCACAGGGGACUCGCUGACCUAUCACCAAGGCCGUCCCUUCUCCACCAAGGACAGAGACAAUGACAUUGCCGUGACCAACUGUGCCCUGUCCUACAAAGGAGCCUGGUGGUACAAAAACUGCCAUCGGGCCAACCUGAACGGGAAAUACGGCGAGUCGAGACACAGUCAGGUGGGUGUCCCUGUUAUCAUCCACACUGGGACUGAGCAGUGGGACUGAACAGCUGCCUCAGCUUACCAAUGUGAUGACUGGCAUUAAAGGCCACACUGUGAGAUUCCCAGUCAUUUCCAGUAAAGACAUAAAGAAAACUAAGGCACUAAGGCCAGUUUCUUUGUAUUAGACAUUAAAGCUCUUGCUGCUUUCCCACCAGUGUGAUAUGUGUUACAAGUAAGAGCCUUGUAAAGAGCUUUUGAUGAGGCUACUACAGAAGCCUUCCAACAUUACACAAUUCAGCAGUUUCACAAUAUCUUCAACCUUUUGAUGACAUUAAAUGAUCCCAGACAGACAUAAAAAGAGGAACUAGCUACAGGUAACUGCCAAAAUAAAGGAAGCACCAACAUAAAGUGUCUUAAUAGGGCGUUGGGCCAACACGAGCCACUAGAACAGCUUCAAUGUGCUUUGGCAUAGAUUCUACAAGUGUCUGGAACUCUAUUGGAGAGAUGCGACACCAUUCUUGUACAAGAAAUUCCAUAAUUUGGUGUUUUGUCGAUGGUGGUGGAAAACGCUGUCUCAGGUGCUGCUCCAGAAUAUCCCACAAGUGUUCAGUUUGGUUGAGAUCUGGUGACUACACACACACACCCACCCUUUAAACCCCCUAUACUCCUUUGAGACCCUUCUUUCAAAGUCACUAAGAUCUCCUCUUCUAGCCAUGGUAGCCAAAAUAAUGGGCAACUGGGCAUUUUUAUACAUGACCCUAAGCAUGAUGUGAUGUUAAUUGUUUAAUUAAACUCAGGAACCACACCUGUGUGGAAGCACCUGCUUUCAGUAUACUUUGUAUCCCUCAUUUAUUCGUGUUUCCUUUCUUUUGGUAGUUACAUGUACAUUGUACUGUAGGUAAGAUAAGAAUGUCUGCAUUAUUUUUAUCCACUAAUUGAAUUCUGGUCUACAAUGACCAUAGUGAGUUCAAACCACAAAAAGCAAUGAAAAUGUCCACACAUUUUUCUGAACAGCACAAUGGCAAUAUUGGAAAUACCACUAGGGUUGGUCUGAGAGUCAGCUGAGAAGAAAGGAGACAGCUGAGGAGACAGGAGACAGCUGAAGAGACAGGAGACAGCUGAGGAUGUCAUAUUUGAAUUAGAAGUGAACUGAACAUUGAGGACAAUAUCCAUAUUAGACAUAUAAGUCAUAUAGUAAAGUUUGUGGCCGUACGCACAUCCUUGAUAAAUGAAGUACACUGUACAUAUUCUAAGAAAACCAUGUUAUGUAAUAUUAGAUAUCUCUGUUUUUAAACACUGUUCUCUCUUGAUCCUAAAUUGUCCUCUCUUCAUCCUAUACAGGGUAUCAACUGGUACCACUGGAAGGGCCAUGAGUUCUCUGUCCCCUUUGUGGAGAUGAAGAUGAGGCCGUUCAACUACCGCAGCAUCAGUGGCAAGCGAAGGAGGUCCACUCCUCCAGAAUAA
Messenger RNA from Coregonus sp. 'balchen', 12566 nucleotides. The record is from the annotation of a GenBank genome assembly. Lineage: Eukaryota; Metazoa; Chordata; Actinopteri; Salmoniformes; Salmonidae.